UAUGAAUUUCAAUACUCUUUUAUUGGAAAAAGAUAAUGAUCUUCGUAUUUUAGCAUUAAAAGAAAUGUUAAACUAAGUGGAUCAACACUGGUCAGAGAUAUCUGAAUUACUUAGUUAGAUGUAAAUCAAAAAUUUAUAUUUCUUAUAGAGAAGCAUUAAGCGAAGAUCCAAAAUUUCCUGAAAGACAAUUAGCGUCUUAUUUAUGUGCCAAGAUUCAAUACCAUUUAGAUAACUUUGACGAAUCUCUUAAUUAUGCUUUACAGAGUGGACAAUAUUGGUAAUCAGAUUUGAAUGAUAAAUUUAAUCAAUGUUUAAUAAAACAUUGUAUUGAGCAAUAUCGUUAAUCAGGAAAAGCUUCUGAAGAAAGAAUAAGAUUAAUCAAACAUAUUUUAGAAUUGUCAUGUGGAUAAAAUAAUCACAUAUCUGCCAUAGGAGUAGCAGUUGAAUGCAAGAGGAUUGAUUGGGUAGCUGAGAUUCUUAACAAAUGGAAUUAUCCUGGUAAAAUGAUAUCUGUUCUUCAUCUUUUCAAUACAUAAAGAGGAGAAUUCAAAGAAUAAUUGUUAAGACUCUCAGUUGAUCUAAUAUAUGAAGAGGCAAAACAUGGUCAAAUUCCAAAUGAAGAAUGGGGUUAAUUUGUCACAGUCUUAAUUCAAUUAGGAGAGGCUAUAAAAGUUGCUGAAAUCCUUUGGACUUUAGUAACUAAUGAAAAUCAUUAUAAAUUAUAAACUGGUACUCCAUUACUAUUAGCUGAACAAUUAUGCAUAGAUUUAGCAUAAAAUUAAAAACCUCAAUUUAUUCAAAAGAUUAUAGCUGCAUUGCCUAUUGAUCAAUAAUUCCAAGAAGUUAGAGACAAAUUAAUAAAAUUGUUAUCAGGAGAAUAACAAAGGAAAGCAUAUUUAUACUUUUUGAAGAAUCACAGAUAAGUUGAUGUUGAAGUCUUAAAUAAAAUUAAAGGCCCGAAUGAUCCAAAACAAUCAAGUGUUUUGCAUGGUGCAUGCAUGUUUGGUCAUGCUUUAGCUACUGCAGGCACAUAAGAUACAUCAUUCUUAUAGGCAAAUUAAUAAUGGGCAACAAAAUGUAAUUAUUGGUAGAGAUUUACUGCUACAUCUACUUUGGGAAUGAUUCACAAAUACAAUAUAGAAGAAUCCUAAUAAAUUAUGGCAACUCAUUUAUCUUAGACUAAUCCAUUUGAAAUUGGAGGAGCUCUUUAUGGAUUAGGACUUAUUCAUUUUGGAACUCAAGAUUAAUAACUUUUGCUCAAAUUAUCAGAUCACAUGAAAUCUCAAAAAGAGCAAAUAAUUCAUGGUGCAUGUUUAGGAUCAGGAUUAGUAGCAUUUGCUUCUGAAGAUGAAAAAUUGAAUUAAGAUUAUCAUAAUCUGGUUUCAAAAAAUGAAUCAAUUUAUGGAGAAGGUGCCAGUAUUGGUUAUGGUUUAUUAAAUGCUGGAUCUGGAUCUAUUGAAUAAUGCAAACGUUUAUUGGUGUUAGCUAGUUAAUCAGACAAAGACAAGAUCGUUAGAACUUUGUCAUUAUCAAUUGCUUGUAUACUCUUUCAUUAAGAGGAUAAGGCUGAUGUGAUUAUUGAUCAAAUGUUACAAUCAAAUGAUCCAUUAAUAAGAUAUGGUGGCUGCUUCACUUUAGCCUUUGCAUAUGUAGGCACAGGAAGCAAUAAGAUUAUUUAAAAGUUGCUGUCCAUAUCAGUUAAUGAUGUAUCUGAAGAUGUCAGAAGAGCAGCUGUCAUAUCCUUUGGUUUCUUGAUGUUUAAGAAUUAUGAAGCUUUGCCAAAAAUUAUGAGGUUAUUGACAUUGUCAUAUAAUCCACAUAUCAGAUACGCAACGGCUAUUGCUUUAGGUAUUGCAUGUGCUGGAACCCUUUAUGCAGAUGCCAUUUCUGCGAUUGAACCAAUGUUAACCGAUACUGUAGAUUUUGUUAGACAAGGUGCUUUGAUAGCUUUAGGAAUGAUUCUCUCUUAAGGAAACAAAGAGUAGGAACCUAAAUUCGAGCCAAUCAUGAAAUCUAUUAAUGAAAUAGCUGCAAAAAAACAUGAGACUGUUUUAACAAAGUUGGGAUUAGCCAUUUUUUAAGGAUUAUUAGAUUGUGGAGGUAGAAAUUUGACUGUUUCAUUAUAAAGCAGAUAAGGAGUACCAAAGCUAAAUGCGUGUGUUGGUAUGUUAUGGUUUUUGAACUAUUGGUACUGGUAUCCUUGUUUAAGUAUGAUAUCUAUUGCUUUAUAACCAGUUUCAUUUAUUGGUUUAAAUGAAAAGUAUAAUAAAUAUAUUUAUAAAAUUUUAGCCUUGAUAUUCCUAAAGACUUUCAAUUAUAAUGUAAUACCAAACAAUCAGUUUUUGAUUAUCCUCCUCCUUAAAAAAAAUCUGAAAAACCUAUUGCUGAAAAAAAAACUGUUCAAUUAAGUACAACUUAAAAAGUGAGAGCCAGAACUAAUAAGAAGGAUUUAGAAAAGAAGCAAAUUGAUUCUGCUUCAUAAGGUGUCAUUUCAAGAGAAUAAUCAAAAAUGAGUUUAGAGUAAUAACCAAGUGAAAUCAUCAAAUAGCCAAGCCUUAUAGAGGAACAAGAGAAGAAAUAGGCAGCACCAAAAGAUGAACCAAAUUAAUAUAUUUUAACAAAUCCAUGCAGAAUUUUAGAUAAAUAAAAAAAACAUAUCUAAUUGUUAGAAGGUAGUCGUUUUUAGCCACUUCUCAAAGUAUUAAUUUGAUAAAUCAUAAUAGGAUCGUAAAUAAGGUUUGGUUAUGUUAAUUGAUAGUGAACCUUCAUAAACUUCUGAGGUGAUUUCUCUCACUGUUAAACCAAAAUAACCUAUAAUUGAACAAGUUGUAAAUUAAUAACCUGCUCCACCUAAUUAAGUGCCAGAAGAAUUUGUGUUUGAUGAAGCUCUUUAGAAUGAAGAACAAAAGCCAUGAG
Molecule: messenger RNA, 2916 nt
Organism: Paramecium pentaurelia
Lineage: Eukaryota; Ciliophora; Oligohymenophorea; Peniculida; Parameciidae
Source: the annotation of a GenBank genome assembly